GCAUCCCUAAUGUCAUUCAAUUUAGCGCCAAAAAGAAAUCAACAUCAAAAAAUUAUAUUUGCUGGCACAGAGAUUUUUCGAGCGUACUUGUUUCAAUUUUUAAUAUAUUUGCUGAUUUUGCACUUUAUACAAUUUUAAUUAUGGUACUCAAAGAGAAUAAACUAAAUGGGCCACCAGUUGUAAAGUGGAUUGGAAAUCACACUGACACGGUGGUAGAUGUGCCCAGAUUAAUACAUAAAGAAGUGAACUUUUACCAAAAGUGUAUCUUUGGCGACUUAACACUUUCUUUGGGUGAUUUUGUGCUUGUGUCCAAUGCUGAUGCUGCUGAACCGGACACAGUGGAUGGCUGCGACAUCGCUAAAAUAUUACACUUAUACGAAUUACACGAAUCCGUCGAUCGCGAUCCUUAUCGUGCUAUCGUACAAUGGUACUCUCGUCCUGAGUGUGUGCCACACAAAGAGUUUGAUCGUGAUGAUAUUUGUAUUGAUUUCGGCACAGAAUUGAUUGAAGAAUAUCGACCAUAUGAUUCAGAUAUAUCACUGGAGACCAUAUUUCGAAAAUGUAUUGUUUUAUUUGGUCGAACUGAUGAGUCUGCCAAUGCCAUUUUACAUAAAUACAACGGUAAGCACAAAGGCCAACUAAUGUUUGUCUGCAGAUAUAAAUUUAUUAAGGAUAAGAAGUCUUACAAAAUUGUGCCAUUAGAAUGGAAUACGAAUGUUACAAAUGCGCAGACAGAGAGCCGCGCUAGAAAAAAGAGCUGCGCAGAGGACUCACCAAGUAUAAAUACUAAGGAAAGAAAGACACCACGUGUGUCUAGAAGUGCGUCAACUCGUAAGGAGAAAGUGGAUGGUAGUACGGCAGUAAGAAAACGACGUGCAUCCGUGGCUGCUGCAGCCGCAUUGGAGUUCAUUGAUUGUAAUGUGCUCCAACAGGAACAUAAAGUAUCUCCAAUUAAAAUAAUAGGUGGUCGAAAUGUUAUACGCCUGUCGGCUAAGAAGAAAAUAUCGACGCCAAAUAAUGAAAUGGACUGCGUACCCACAUCACCACUCACAGAACGCAACAGAGUGGAUGUCACACCAACAACACGUGUCACAGCCGCUCGGCGUAACUUGAACUUAAGUUUGGAUACUGGCGCUGACACCAGUGUAGAAUCUGACUGCUUAAAUUAUUCCAUAGUAAAAACACCAACGACAACGCAGGAAUCAACCAAUGACAUGAAAAUAAAGCUCAGAUUGUCCGCCAAACAACGCAAAACCAAACUGGCAGCCAUGGAUGAACAGUUCAAUGACCCACUUUCAAUAAAUGUGGAAAUUGAGCGUGUUACUAAAAGUACACCAGAGGAGAUAUACUCCACUCCAACUAAAAGAUCCAAAGGAACUAUCGAAGAGACUGAAAUGACACCAACCACGCGACGUAAGAGUAUACUAAAAUCGGCAGUCAGACGCACAGGUGAGAGCACACCAAAACGUAGUAUACAAUUGUCGGAUGUUGUUGAAAAGCGCGUCUUUAACAAUGAAGAAUCGAUUUCAACACCAAAACGUAAACCAAAAAGCGAUGAUAACGAUAUCAAACGUUCGGCCAUGAAAAAUGCUGCCAUAAUACGUCGACGUAAUUCAACGACCGCAGUAGCCGGUGCAAUGACACCAUCACAAAAACUUAAAAUGAUACGUCGUGGUGAAUUGUCACCAACAAUGGAAAAUAGGCCCGCCUCCGCUAUCUCAACUGCAGCACAAGCCAAAAAAUCUGAUCUCCAGUUGGCGCGUGAACGUCUGCACGUAUCGGUGGUGCCACAAAGUCUACCUUGUCGCGAAAAAGAAUUCGACAAUGUUUACGCAUUUUUAGAGGGAAAAAUUGAAGAUCAAUGUGGCGGUUGUAUGUAUGUGUCUGGUGUGCCGGGUACAGGUAAAACAGCAACCGUUACCGGUGUUAUACGUAUGCUGCAACGUAAGCAAGAGAAUGAUGAGCUGCCUCCAUUCGAGUUCGUCGAGAUUAACGGUAUGCGUUUAACGGAACCACGUCAGGCGUAUGUACAAAUUUACAAACAAUUAACGGGAAAAACUGUUUCGUGGGAACAAGCACAUACGCUGCUGGAAAAGCGUUUCACAACACCGGCGCCACGACGCGUCACAACGGUAUUACUGGUUGAUGAAUUGGAUAUUUUGUGUAAUCGACGACAAGAUGUUGUCUAUAAUUUACUCGAUUGGCCGACAAAAUCUGCGGCACAUUUGGUGGUCAUAACCAUAGCGAACACAAUGGAUUUGCCAGAGCGUUUACUCAUGGGCAAAGUCACUUCACGUCUUGGCCUAACACGUCUCACCUUCCAACCAUAUACACAUAAACAACUGCAGGAAAUCGUUACAAUGCGCUUAAGUGGCUCAGAAGCCUUUAAAAGUGAUGCGGUACAACUUGUAGCACGUAAAGUGGCUGCUGUAUCAGGGGAUGCGCGUCGUGCCUUAGAUAUAUGUCGCCGCGCAACAGAAAUUGCCGAAGCCGCUAUACUACCCAAAGAUAGUGACAAUGCAGUGCCAAUGCAAAAAUUUGUCGGCAUAGCACACGUGCAACAGGCGCUCUCCGAAAUGAUAGCUAGCGCCAAAGUGCAAGCGAUAAAAAAUUGUUCUUGCUUGGAACAAAUAUUCCUACAAGCUGUGCUUGCCGAAGUGACUAGAACUGGUGUCGAGGAAACAUCGUUUAUGGGCGUCUACACGCAGGUGGAAAGUCUGGCCGCGUUUGAGGGCAUCAAAAUGCCUACACCGGGCAAUUGUUUGCGUAUUUGCUCAAAAUUGUGCGCCGAACGUUUGCUUAUAGCCGAAUGCGGACGUAAUGAUAUUUUCCAAAAAAUUCUACUCAACGUUAGUGUCGAUGAUAUUCACUAUGCAUUGCGCGUGAGUGGCAUUUAAGCAAAACUAGUGUUUUUUCUUUUUUUUACGAAUCACAUAGACUCAUUUUAUUGUAAAUUCACUCAUUUUCACUAUUAUUUAAUUUUUAACACAUUUUUAUUAUUGAUCGAAUAUGUACAAGUUAAUUGUUGUCAUUAAAUAUGUAAAGAAAAGUACAAA
Zeugodacus cucurbitae (melon fly) is the source of this 3056-nucleotide messenger RNA. It is a transcript of the gene Orc1, whose product is annotated as origin recognition complex subunit 1. Gene Ontology annotation, molecular function: chromatin binding; ATP hydrolysis activity; DNA replication origin binding. The coding region runs from base 141 to 2897 and encodes 918 amino acids. Gene Ontology annotation, cellular component: nuclear origin of replication recognition complex. The record is from RefSeq and is a predicted model, not a curated record. NCBI's taxonomy places the organism in Eukaryota, Metazoa, Arthropoda, Insecta, Diptera, Tephritidae. Gene Ontology annotation, biological process: DNA replication initiation; mitotic DNA replication checkpoint signaling. The transcript is spliced from 5 exons.